Molecule: messenger RNA, 231 nt
Organism: Exophiala bonariae
Lineage: Eukaryota; Fungi; Ascomycota; Eurotiomycetes; Chaetothyriales; Herpotrichiellaceae
Exons: 1
Coding region: 1-231 (76 amino acids)
Source: RefSeq, a predicted model, not a curated record
AUGAGCCAAUCUCCCGCUAUCUACGAUAAGAGCGGACGACAAUUAGCUGGUGCAGCAGACAACCCUCCUCAGAAUGGGUAUGCUGCCACAUUCGCGCACCAUUGCAAUGUUGGUUACAAGGAUGGACAAUCCAAGACCGCGUUCUUCUACUCAGGGCCCGCAGACAGUCACCUCGCGGGUCGUGCUAUGAAUAUCGCCGAGAGUAUGGCAUAUUCGAGCUUGAGGAGGUGA